UGCUUUUUUGCUGAGAGAACAUGUCAUCCUCAACAACCGCUAAACCCACUUCCAGCACCACUGCUGAUGCGGCUGCGACGUCCCCUGUUGUCGCUAAUGCUGCGAAUGCUGCUGAUGCUGCUGAAGCUGCUGAUGCUAGUGCUGCGGCGGAGGGUGCAUUGUCAGCAGCCGUGCACUCGCUGUCGAUUGCAGUCGGUUCCGUUCCCGAUGCGCUCCUCCCCGCCAAGCUGCAGGAGCUCGCCGAGCACUUCCCCGAGCUCCACGCCACCCUGUCGCCGGGUGUCAUUCUGGCGUGCUCCAAGCGCAGCGACACGCCGUUCCCGACCAACAGCGAGUACAUGGAACACUGGCUCGCAUACUUCCAUGUGCGCAGGACAAUCAUCUGCUUGCAAGAGACCAUCCGUGGAUUGAGCACGUACAACCAAAUCCUGAGCAAGAAUGUCAACGGCGACGCAGACUACAUGAAGCGGGCUGGACGUGUUUUGGGCGAAGUGCUCGAUUUCCUGGCCAAACUCAUGGAAAUGCGCUUGGCUGCGCACGCAUCGCAGAAAGUGCUCGCUCCGCGCCUCGUGCGCAUGUGCCAGGCGUUCAACAUUCCCGAAAACCGCCUCGUGGCCGUCGUGUUCAUCGUGCUGCACUCGAGCGAAAUGUUUGCGUUUGACCCGCGCGACUAUUCCAACGGCGACAUUUUCCUGACGCUGAUGGCGCGGUACACUGGCCUGACCCUGAGUGACGCCAUCCAGUUUGUGGAUCCCAGCCGCUCGUACAUCAAGGAAGGCCUGAUCAACCUGGUUGAGGACGCGCAGUACCGCUACCCUCCGAGCAUCCCGCAGCACGUCUUCCCCAUUCUCUUCACCGAGCACGUGUCGACCGACGUGCGCCUCAAAGUCGACGGAACGACGCUUGCCAAGAUUCUGGACGAGGAAGACGGCGAUGAAGCAACCGCGAGCUCCGCGCAGGACGACGAUCGCAGCGACGACGACGAUGCCAAUGAAGGCCAAGAAUCUGCCGACGAGGGCGAGCAAGCCACUUCAAGUGGCGACGCUACGGUGGGUGAGGACACGAGCGACGACUUUACCCUCGUUGACGCUGGCAAGCACUCGAAGAAGACCAACAAGAAGAAGAAGACGAGCAAAAAGGUGCUAGCUCGCUCCGGCUCGACUGGCGGCCCUCGCGAGCAGGAGGAGGACAAGGAUUUGUACGACUUGCUGCGCGAGCAGCUGCAGUUUGAAGAGGAAGAGCGCAAACUCAAGGAGGCGAGCGGCGAGAGCGCAGAGUCGGCCACCGAUUUGGGUGCCUCGGCCUCUGGGUCUGGUGCCUCGGCCGCAACCGACGAGCUCAAGCCGUACACGACCAACCUUGGCUACCUGAGCGACCACUUUGAGUGGGUGUCGCUGCGCUGCCGUGUCUCCACGACCGAGCGCGAGGUCUCGGACGACAACUUUGGUGUGAAGGAUGUCAAGGGCGAGCAGCAACUUCGCGAGAUGAAGGCCAAGGAGAAGAUGCAGCGCGCCCGUUGUGUCAAGCGCAUGGAGCUCACCGUCAAGGAGGGCACGUGGCUGCCCCGUCUCGAGCGUCUCGUCCUGAUUCUCCAGCUGGACGAUUUCGAGCGUCAAAUCCUGUGGACGCUUGCCGGCAACAAGCUGAGCAACAAGGUCGGCCCCGAGAUGGGCCGCUGGAGUAACCGCGGCUCGUAUGUGUCGGCCUUUACGGUCGGGCAGCUGCUGCACAUGUACUCGGAGGAUUUCGAAGACGAGGUUGGCCGGCGCAAGUACUUUUACAAGAACGCGCGGCUCGUCAAGGAAGGCGUCAUUCGCCUGGCCGAUUCGGUUGUCAGCGGUGAACUGAACAACUCGCAGGUCGAGAUGGACCGCCGCAUGCUUGACUUUGUGGUUGGCCUGGAAACGGAGGUGUCUGAAAUGCUCGAUGGCUCGCACUUGUACACCCCCAACGUCAAGCUCGACCAAGUCAUUCUUGCCGAGGACCAAAAGAAGAUGGUCAUUGACACAGUAACCACCUUUGAGCGCUUCAAAAAGCUGCGCAAGCGCCUUGGCUUUGACGAGUUGGUUCAGGGCGCUGGCAUUCUUCUGAUGUUCUACGGCAAGUCUGGCACGGGCAAGACGAUGCUAGCAAACGCCCUGGCUUCCCAUCUCGGCAAGCGCAUUCUGCUGAUCAACUUCCCGUCGCUUGGCUCACAGCCCGAUCAGGUCAUCAAGUUUAUCUUCCGCGAAGCCAAGCUGACCGACGCCAUUCUGUUCUUUGACGAAUGCGAGGCCCUCUUCAAGUCGCGCGAACUCGGCGGAUCGUCCAACAUCAAUCUGCUGCUGACCGAGAUUGAGCAGCACGGUGGCCUCAGCAUCAUGGCGACCAACCGCCCGGUCGACAUUGACGAGGCCAUGCACCGACGCAUCACGCUCGCGAUCGAGUUCCAGCCGCCGACGAACAAGCUUCGCGAGCAAAUCUGGAAGGCGCACGUGCCCAACACUGGCGUGUUUGACAGCUCCAUUGACUGGCACUACCUGGCCGCCAAGUACGAGCUGGUCGGUGGCCUCAUCCGCAACAGCGUUCUGUCGGCCCUGUCGUUUGCGGUCGCGCGCAGCGAGGUGGACAACUCGGAGGUCAUGAUCACGCAGGCCGAUCUGGAGCGCGGCGCGCUGCUGCAGCUCAAGGGCCGCCUCAACAUGGUCGAUUUCGACCGGCGUGUGGUGCCCACCCGCGGCCUCGAAGACAUUGUUCUCUCCAACGAUGUGCGCAAGCGUGUUGGCGACAUUAUUGCUUUCGAGAAGGCACGCCAAGUGCUCAUCUCCGAGUGGGGCUUCUCCGAAGCCAUGUGUCGCGACCAAGGCACCAGCUGUCUCUUUGUUGGCCCACCCGGCACUGGCAAGACGAUCUGCUCAGAGGCGAUUGGUCUCGAAACAGGCAAGGCUUUGAAGAUUGUCAACUGUGGCGAGCUCGUGUCCAAGUGGGUUGGCGAAACAGGCAAGAACAUUGAGGCCAUCUUCAAGGAGGCGCGCGCCGUCGACGCCAUCCUCGUGUUUGACGAUGCGGAAGGCCUGUUUGGCUCGCGCACCGAGUCAACCAAGUCGUCGACCGACCGCUACGCCAACAUGGACACGAGCAUUCUGCUCUAUCACAUGGAGCGCUUCCCUGGCGUCGUGAUUCUCUCGACCAACAUUGCUGAUAGCAUCGACCGUGCCUUCCUCCGUCGUUUCCGCUUUAUUGUCGAGUUCAAGCUCCCUGACGCAGCCAUGCGUGCCAAGCUCUUCCGUGACCAUCUGCCGACCAAGGUCCCCAUUGCCAACAACAUUGACUUUACGGAUUUGGCCCAAAAGUUCUCACAGUUCUCCGGCGCCAACAUUAAAAAUGUCUGCUUCAAGGCAGCAUCCCGUGCGGCGCUGCGUCCCGCUGAGGAGCGUCGCGUUCUGCUUUCCGAUCUGGAAGAGUACUGCGUGGAAGAAGAGUUUGCAGCGGGCAUCAAGGGUCGUCCUCCGACCGACAUGUUCUCUUGAACACGUUCUUUAAGUGUGUGUGUGUAUGUGUAGGGGGUGGCUCUUUGUUGCGUGAUGUGGGUGUAUGCAUGUAGCACGUCAGUGUUGUAAAAAUCCGAGUCGAUCAUUGGUCAAGUUCAC
Capsaspora owczarzaki ATCC 30864 is the source of this 3629-nucleotide messenger RNA. RefSeq lists its product as hypothetical. Bases 21 to 3509 code for a protein of 1162 amino acids. Gene Ontology annotation, cellular component: proteasome regulatory particle, base subcomplex. NCBI's taxonomy places the organism in Eukaryota, Filasterea, Ministeriida, Capsasporidae. Gene Ontology annotation, biological process: proteasome-mediated ubiquitin-dependent protein catabolic process. The record is from RefSeq and is a predicted model, not a curated record. Gene Ontology annotation, molecular function: ATP binding; ATP hydrolysis activity; proteasome-activating activity. The transcript is spliced from 4 exons.